GAAAUGGCGCAGAAAGGAGUUCAGCUGGACCAGGAAACCUUCUCCUGUUCGAUCUGUCUGGAUCUACUGAAGGAUCCGGUGGCUGUUCCCUGUGGACACAUCUACUGCAUGAACUGUAUUAAAAGCUUCUGGGAUGAAGAGGAUGAGAAGAAAAUCCACAGCUGCCCUCAGUGUAGGCAGACCUUCACACCGAAACCUGUCCUGGUGACAGUCUCAGCUGCUGCAGAAAGGACUGAGAGGCAGAUAGAGCUGGAUCUGAGUCGACAACAAAUCCAGCAGAGAAUCCAGGACAGAGAGAGAGAUGUGAAGGUGCUUCAACGACAGGUGGAGAAAAUUAAUCACUCUGCUGAUAAAGCAGUGGAGGACAGUGAGAAGAUCUUCACUGAGCUGAUCUGUCUCAUCGAGAAAAGAAGCUCUGAUGUGAAGCAGCGGAUCAGAUCCCAGCAGAAAACUGAAGUGAGUCGAGUCAAAGAGUUUCAGGAGAAGCUGGAGCAGGAGAUCAAUGAGCUGAAGAGGAAAGAAGCUGAGCUGAAGCAGCUCUCACACAUAGAUGAUCACAACCAGUUUCUACGCAACUACCCCUCAUUGUCAGGACUCAGUCAAUCUACAGACUCAUCCAGCAUCAAUAUCCGUCCUCUGAGGUACUUUGAAGAUGUGACAGCAGCUGUGUCAGAGGUCAGAGAUAAACUACAGGACAUUCUGACUGAGAAAUGGAUGAAGAUCUCAUUGACAGAGGCUGAGAUGGGUGUUCCUCCAUCACAUCCACAACCAGAGCCCAAGACCAGAGCCGGAUUCUUACAGUAUUCAAGUAAAACCACACUGGACCCAAACACAGUAAACACACAGCUGUCAUUAUCUGAAGGGAACAGAAGAGCAACAUUAAUGAGAGAAGAACAGUCUUAUUCCAGUCACCCAGACAGAUUCAUUAGAUGGCGUCAGGUCCUGAGUAAAGAGAGUCUGACUGGACGUUGUUACUGGGAGGUGGAGUGGAGCAGGAAAAGAGUUACAGUAGCAGUGGCAUACAAGAAUAUCAGCAGGUCAGGGUCCAUGAAUGAGUGUGCGUUUGGAUUCAAUGACAAUUCUUGGGCAUUAGAGUGUAACUGCAGCAGUAGUUAUAAAUUCAGACAUAACAGCAUCAAGACUCCAGUCUCAGGUCCUUGGUCCUCCAGAGUAGGAGUGUAUCUGGAUCACAGUGCAGGUAUUCUGUCCUUCUACAGUGUCUCAGAAACCAUGACUCUACUCCACAGAGUCCAGACCACAUUCACUCAGCCUCUCUAUGCUGGACUGUGGUUUAGUGGAUAUAAUGGAGCCACUGCUGAGUUCUGUGAACUGAAGUAGACGAUAUAUAUUGAAGAGGUAGGCUGUUAAGAGGAGGACAUCUUUUUUUUGUUUUGGAUUUUCAUGUUUUUCUCAUGUUAUCCCCAACAAACCCAAACUUUGACAUGAUUGUCUUGUGAAAGAGCUUCCAGGCAGUUUCUUUAUCUGUAAAUGCUUGUCAGUGGUACUAUAAACUAUUCCAGGACAUUGUAUAUGAGCUCAAAUAGUGACUGAUGUUAAAAUGCCGGCUUUCUUGUGGUUCGUCUGCACCGUCCUGCACUUCUGCAUCAUCACCACUCCUCUAUUAAUUGCAGGGUCACAACAUAGCCAGUAGGGGAAGUAUUCAGAUCCUUUACUUAAGUAAGGGUACCAAUCAAUUUGUGUAAAAUACCCUAUUACAAGUAGAAACCUUACUAACCUUCAUUCAAAAUCCUAUUUAAGUAAAAGUUAAGGACUAUUAUCAGAAAAGUGUUCUAAAUCUAUCAGAAAUACUAAUUUUGCAGAAAAAUGCCCUCUGUGACUGAUAUUAGAAAGUGAAUACUGAUGCAUCAGUGCAGUAUUUUACCACUGUAUCUCUUUGAGGUGGUGCUGAUUUCACCUACUUAUAUACUUAUACAUAUAUACAGUUACAUAUUCAGUGGUUCUCGACCCCUCCAAAGGGUCACAAGAUAACAUGGGAGAGAAAAGAGGAAAAAGGAAACUUCUGCUAUACAGAUUUGUAUUCAUUUUUGGAGCAGUUCUGUAAUCUUUGCUGUUUUUUUUUUCUUUUUGUGAAGCACUGGAUAAUUGUAGCUGUUGGGGGCUUAAAUGGUUAUUUAAAUGAAACCAUGUGAGAAGUUUUGAGGGGAAAUGUGUCUUUGGUGAAACUGCUAAUGACUAAUUUACAUCCGAAACAUGACGAAGAGCCACAACUGUGUUUUUGUGUGGGGCCAUAAGCCAAAAAGGUUGAGAAGUAGUCGGCUCAUCCUUAAAACUAUAUUGUAUUUAAUAAAGUCAUUGUGUUUUUUUUAAUGUAAAUCUUAAUCUGAAAAGUAUCCAAUUACAACAGCUGUCAGAUAAAUGCAUAUAAUAUUAUAAUA
Molecule: messenger RNA, 2396 nt
Organism: Xiphias gladius (swordfish)
Lineage: Eukaryota; Metazoa; Chordata; Actinopteri; Istiophoriformes; Xiphiidae
Product: E3 ubiquitin/ISG15 ligase TRIM25-like
Exons: 1
Coding region: 4-1338 (444 amino acids)
Molecular function (GO): protein binding
Source: RefSeq, a predicted model, not a curated record